Molecule: messenger RNA, 2453 nt
Organism: Stegostoma tigrinum
Lineage: Eukaryota; Metazoa; Chordata; Chondrichthyes; Orectolobiformes; Stegostomatidae
Exons: 3
Coding region: 328-1089 (253 amino acids)
Source: RefSeq, a predicted model, not a curated record
AGAGGACAAUGGAUGCCUGGCAGUACGUUACAGAGAGGGUCAACGCUGUUUCCGGAAACUACAGGACCUGGGAGGAAGUUCGCAAGAAAGUCCACGGCCUGAAGAAAAGCACAAAGGAAAUAUUCGCUUAUAAUCGAUGAUCAUGGCAAGAAGCGGUUGGUGCCCUCCCAGAUACCAGGACGUUAACGAAAUAUAAAAAUGAAAUGUUUGUUGUAUUUGGGAAGGAAAAUCUUGAAGGUCUUCGGCCUUUGGAUAUCGGUACCAUGACAAGACAUGUUCGUAAGUAAUAUAUAACGCAGAUGUCCUUUGAUUUGCACCAAACAUUAAAUGACACAAAACGAACACUGUGGGCAGCAAGUGAUAUCAGAAGAGCAACGAACUCCUGAGUGCCGGUUGUCACCAGUGCUGUUUGAAGGUGGCAAUAGCAUAGAAACACCUCUAGUUCGAGGGAUAAAGGAUGAGAAUCAGGAAACACCAACUGAGUCUUUGAGCACUAGUGAAGAAUGGGAAGAAGUAGUGGUGGGUGACGAGGGAGCAACUGUUGCAGCCUGGAGACCCAGCAUGAUAGGUGCCUCCCCUCAGUUAGAUAUAGUUACAGACCUUAAUGGGCCUGCUUUCAAAUGGAGGCUGUUAGAACAUGGAGUCCAUGUUGAGCAGUCAUUGGCCUUCAUGCACAAUACUUUGGAAGAUGGUAUGGUUAGGUUGGAUCAGCGGUUAUCCUCAAUGCAGUCUGCAAUUGAGCAGAUGGCAAAACCAGUGACAACUGCAGUGGAAACCUCACUUAUGCAAGCUCUAGGCAAUGCAGGAGCAUCUCUUAUGAAUGUUCACAGUAUUGCUAUGGAAGCUUUGGGGUUAAAACUUAAGGAAGCAGUUGUAGCUGGCUUCAAUUCACUUGGAGAACAGUUACAUGGAACUGUGAGAGAAGGAUUUAAAAAUCUAAUUGAAACACAAUGUUCUACACUUACACAGCUGAUUGCAUAUUGUGAGGAGAUGCCCUCCAGUAGUGGCACAAGUGAAGUUAAGGUAGUUGACACUCCUGUCACCACCAGUUCUGUGCCAGAACACAUCUGUGCACAAGUAACAGGGUAACAAGUAAAUUGACAAAAUUGAAAUAAUGCUUUUAUUAUCACUGUAUUUCUUUAAUGUACAAAAAGUCUGCUCUGCUUUUUAAAAUAGCUGUAGGCUUCACUGUUGCCUCAGUUGUCACAUUUCUAUUUUAGAUUUACCUUUUGAGAAGAGUGCUACUUCAAAUCUAAUCAAGAAUAUACAAAAUAGGAACGUGUAAGCCAUUCAACCUUUUGAGUCUGUUUCAUUAUUCAUUAAGAUCAUGGUGGAUCUGAUUUGAGGCCUGAAAUUUACUUUGAUUCCGCCCCUCCCCCAAAACCAACAACAUGACCCUUCACUCUCUUGUUAAUCAAGUCUGUCCAACUCCGCCUUGAGUUUGUUCAACAAUCCAUUUUGCACUGCUCACUGCAGAAGAGAAUUCUAAAUGCUAAUGGCCUUUUGAGAAGCAAUUCCUCCUUCUCUGUUUUAAAUGAAACCCCUUGAUUUAAAAUCAUGGUCUCUAUAUUUCUUGAUGUCCCCCAAAGGGGGAAAGAUCCCCUCAACAUGUAUCCUGUGAAAUCCACUCAUUCGAAUGAUCAUCUCUCAUUCAUUCUCCUGAACUCGUGGGUAUAGGCUGAAUCUUCUUUCAGGACAAUCCCACAAGUUAGCUUCCUGAAUCGCCUCUCAAAUGUUUGCAAUGCAUGUCCCUCAUUAAAGUCAGGAGAGCAAACUGUUCAAAAGUUCUCUAGUUUGAUCUUGCUGGUGCCCUGUACAGUUAUAGCAAGACUUUUUUUUGCUCUAUUCCCCUCACAACAAUGGCCAACAGUCUAUUUGCCUUCCUAAUUACACAAUGUAUUUGCAUAUUGACUUGUGAUUUAUGUACAAGGAUACUCUGCAUUAACCUUCAUGUGUAUUUAAAAGAUGAAUGGUGUUACAGUUGUGAUGUAACAUCUGUUUGGUGAUACUUUAAAAAAUAUUCAUACCUUUUUGGCUGUGGAUUGAUUAACCUUUGGGAAGAGUAUCCACUAAUUAUGUGUCCACUGUUUAACUGAGAUUGCAACAAUCUAGCUAAACCUGUGCCAUUUGCUAUUUUUUAGCUGGCAUCAGCACUGUCCUGUUUCAGGCAAUGUCAACUGUUAUCUCCAAGCAUAUAUUUAAUGCGUCAAAAGAGAAAUUGUAGCUCAAACCUCCAGUCAUGAAAUCCUGUUUAAAACUUGAAAAACAGCAUGUGCAACAGUUAUUGCUUGGGAAGAGUUUGAGUGUUUUAAAACGAUAAGACUACUUUUCACAUAUUGCAGGGACAGGUCUUUUUUUUAAAUCUCUUAUGAUCAGCCUCAAGAACACUUUAUUUUUCAGAUUUGUGUAAUACUAAACUAAAAAUGUUUCAAUGCAAUUUUAUAAAUAAAUAC